Durio zibethinus is the source of this 762-nucleotide messenger RNA. RefSeq lists its product as uncharacterized. NCBI's taxonomy places the organism in Eukaryota, Viridiplantae, Streptophyta, Magnoliopsida, Malvales, Malvaceae. The record is from RefSeq and is a predicted model, not a curated record.
CAGACUUCGCUAUUUAUCCUUAGUAAACACCAGAACUAACCCCCCCCCCCUUUCUUCCCCAGGCAAAACCAAACAGAGCCUCAUUUUUAUUCACCCAUUUCGGCCUACAAUUUUUGUUUUUGGUUUCUUGGGUUUGAGAUUUUGGUCUUGUCCUGAGAAAACAUGGCUUCAAUAUUGAGCUCACAAGGAGUGGUCUUCGCCACAGCUAUGGCAGUCUCUGGCACUGUAAUUCUCCUUGCUUUUCGCCUUCAGAAAUCUUUCCCUCUUGAUAAAAUCCCGCAGCCCUCACAACAAGUCCUCCGCUCCUGCAUAUCUUCUGAAGGGAAGGAAAGGGAGAAGAAAAAGAAAAAGAAAGUGCACUUUGCGGAAGAUGUGAUGGAUCCGAGAGGGGAUGGAGAAGAGUUCAGGAGACAGGUGAAGAAUCCUGUUAGAAUAGGUAGCAACAAUUCCCCGGCAGCUUUAAAUUCAUCUCCAAAGUUCAAGAAAAUUGAUGGAGGAAUGCCUGCUAACAGAGUAGCUCUUUACAAUGGAAUUUUAAGGGAUCGUGUUGUUCAACGAUUGGCUUACUCUUACUGAGAAACAAAACAUGCAAGAAGGAAAAAAGAAAAACAGAUUUUGAUUUUUAUUCUUGUACAAUCAAAGUUGUGCUUGUUUUUCACUGCAGUUUGUGUCUGUAGUUUGUAAUUUUGUAAAUAUUAUAGUUUUUUUUUUCCAUUUCAAUUUUCAUUUUUGUGAAAAGUUUUAAUGACACUGCUCCCCUUU